Molecule: messenger RNA, 852 nt
Organism: Dipodomys spectabilis (banner-tailed kangaroo rat)
Lineage: Eukaryota; Metazoa; Chordata; Mammalia; Rodentia; Heteromyidae
Gene: Pdx1
Product: pancreatic and duodenal homeobox 1
Exons: 2
Coding region: 1-852 (283 amino acids)
Biological process (GO): type B pancreatic cell differentiation; regulation of transcription by RNA polymerase II
Cellular component (GO): nucleus
Molecular function (GO): DNA-binding transcription factor activity, RNA polymerase II-specific; RNA polymerase II cis-regulatory region sequence-specific DNA binding
Source: RefSeq, a predicted model, not a curated record
AUGAAUGGUGAGGAGCAGUACUACGCGGCCCCUCAGCUUUACAAGGACCCGUGUGCGUUCCAGAGGGCUCCGGUACCUGAGUUCAGCGCCGGUCCCCCGGCGUGCCUGUACAUGGGCCGCCAGCCCCCGCCGCCACCGCCGCCUCCAUUCCCUGGCACAUUGGGGGCUCUGGAGCAAGGAAGCCCCCCGGACAUCUCCCCCUAUGAGGUGCCCCCUCUCGCCGACGACCCUGCCCUGGUGCACCUCCACCACCACCUCCCUGCUCAGCUUGCGCUCCCCCACCCGCCCGCCGGGCCCUUCCCGGAUGGAACGGAGUCAGGGGUCCUGGAAGAGCCAAGCCGUGUGCAGCUACCUUUCCCGUGGAUGAAGUCCACCAAAGCUCACGCGUGGAAAGGCCAGUGGGCAGGCAGCGCCUAUGCGGCGGAGCCGGAGGAGAACAAGCGAACGCGCACAGCCUAUACGCGCUCGCAGUUGCUGGAGCUGGAGAAGGAGUUUCUGUUCAACAAGUACAUCUCCCGGCCACGCCGAGUGGAGUUGGCAGUGAUGCUGAACUUGACCGAGAGACACAUCAAGAUCUGGUUCCAGAACCGACGCAUGAAGUGGAAAAAGGAGGAGGACAAGAAGCGAGGUGGUGGGACUGGCGCCGGCAGUGGCGGAGGAGCGGAGCCCGAGCAGGACUGCGUUGUGACUUCGGGCGAGGAGCUGUUGGCACUACCGCCGCCUCCACCUCCGGGCGGUGCUGUGCCACCGAGUGCUCCCGCAGCCGCCCGAGAGGGGCGCUUGCCGCCGGGCCUUAGCACGUCGCCACAGCCCUCCAACGUGGCGCCCCAGCGGCCGCAGGAACCGCACUGA